Molecule: messenger RNA, 1339 nt
Organism: Cyprinodon tularosa
Lineage: Eukaryota; Metazoa; Chordata; Actinopteri; Cyprinodontiformes; Cyprinodontidae
Exons: 4
Coding region: 661-1269 (202 amino acids)
Biological process (GO): cell surface receptor signaling pathway; positive regulation of T cell proliferation; cellular response to lipopolysaccharide
Cellular component (GO): external side of plasma membrane
Source: RefSeq, a predicted model, not a curated record
AACAGCAUGUUGCCAACUCUUCUUCGUGUUGGAGGAGCGGAAGAGAGAGCGCGUGAGAAAACUCAGUUUGAGUGGAUUUUCUUACUUUUUCUAUCCUUUUUUUUCACUGGGUGUAUGUAAAUAUCGUUUAUAUAAUUGUGUUUUUGGUUGUUUUAUAGUUUUUGGGGGUAUUUGUGGGUUGUGGGGCCGUUGGGUUCUGCCCGGCGGCAGGUCGGCGUCUCUGCACGCCAUGGUGGUGGUGGGGAGUGCUGGAGGUUUCUCCACGCUGACACGGAAGAACGGCAUGAAGGUGGGUGCUGGUUCUCCGUGCAGCGUGGAGGAAAUGUGUUUGGCUGUAGGGGAAGUCAUUGGACAUGGGUCCAUCAAGCCUGCAGCUAUCAUUAGUGGAGCUGUCGUUCUGUUUGUGGAGAGAGUGGAGCAGGCUCAGCGGCUGGUGGAAGCAGGCAUCUCUGUCAAUAGGUUGUUUCUACAGGUUUCCCCAUUAACAUUGUCUGCAACCAGAGUCACUUUAUUAAACGUUCCCCCGUUCAUCAUUGACGAGUUCCUGAUUAAAGAACCGUCUCGGCACGGUGCAAAUCACCCCAAAGGAGUGAAAAUCCACUCCGAGUUUUCUCACGCGCUCUCUCUUCCGCUCCUCCCGCACGAGGAAGAGUUGGCAACAUGCUGUUGCCUCAUUGCCAUGGACACGAGGAGAAGAUGAUCUCCAGGAUCCUGCUGCUCAUCAUCAUCAACUCAUGUCUCUGUGCAACAUUUGUAGUGAAUGUGACACAGAGCUCCUAUCAGGCAGAGGAGAACCACAACAUCACUCUGGAGUGGACCUUCACCACCAGACCCAGCAGAACCUGGAAAGAACUGAUUAUUAUCUGUGAACUAUUAGCUCCUUCCAGAGCCUCAGACCUCUAUCAUGUCCAUAAAGGUGUUGAGGUGUCAAAGUCUCAGGAUGAACAGUUUUCAGGACGAGUCCAGAGAGACAAAGACGUCCUCAGAGAAGGACGAAUCAGACUCCAUGUGUCCAGACUGAGGACUGAAGACUCUGGUCUGUAUCUCUGUGAUGUAAAGACUGAUUAUGGCUUCAACUCUGGAAGAUGUUACCUUAACGUCUCUGCAGCUGCUGAUGUCUCAGAACCUCAGAGACCGACUGUUGAUCCAGAACCAGAAGGUCGAGGAAGGAUGGGCCUCUAUGUUUCUCUGGUUCUGACAGCAGCAGCAGCUCUGAUGGUCAAACUGCUCCUAAUUUACUGUUUCAAAGCAUCAAACUCAGGCGUUUAACAGAACCCUGAAGGUUCUGAAGCUGCUGUAGGACAGAUGUCCUCACAUUGGACUCUUCAUUCCUUUGGUG